This is a messenger RNA of Nannospalax galili (Upper Galilee mountains blind mole rat), 3778 nucleotides long. RefSeq names its product interleukin enhancer binding factor 3 (gene Ilf3). Gene Ontology annotation, cellular component: precatalytic spliceosome. The transcript is spliced from 19 exons. Gene Ontology annotation, molecular function: double-stranded RNA binding; single-stranded RNA binding. The coding region runs from base 303 to 2477 and encodes 724 amino acids. The record is from RefSeq and is a predicted model, not a curated record. Lineage: Eukaryota; Metazoa; Chordata; Mammalia; Rodentia; Spalacidae.
GGCUUCCCUGGCGCGCACCCGCCAGCCCGCUCGCCCCCGGCCCCGGCUCCUCCUCCUCUUCUCGCCAUUGCAGUUGGUACUGGAGCAGCCCCGGCGUGUACCGAGUGGCUUUUUUUUUAAUUUUUGAGAGGGAGGUUAAAUACCCCGGUGGGCUGGUGGCCGGAGGGCGGCGGCGGCGGCGGCAGCUGAGAAAGGGGGACGCCGACAAGAUAGUUGAAGUAUUGAUAACACCAAGCAAAGCUGUCCCUGUUUGAAAAGAUAAGCCAGCUUGAUUCCCAGGCACUAGAGGAAAAGCAGGAAAAAUGGCAUUGUACCAUCAUCACUUCAUCACAAGAAGAAGAAGGUUUUCACAUUUCCAGCGUCCCAUGAGAAUUUUUGUGAAUGAUGAUCGCCAUGUGAUGGCAAAGCAUUCUUCAGUGUACCCAACACAAGAGGAGCUGGAGGCUGUGCAGAACAUGGUUUCCCACACUGAACGGGCCCUCAAGGCCGUAUCUGAUUGGAUUGACGAGCAGGAGAAGGGCAGCAGUGAACCCUCUGAUGCCGAAAAUAUGGAUGCGCCCCCCGAUGAUGAGAGCAAAGAAGGGACUGGGGAACAGAAGGCGGAACACAUGACUAGGACCCUGAGGGGUGUGAUGCGGGUCGGCCUGGUAGCCAAGGGUCUUCUGCUCAAGGGGGACCUGGAUCUGGAGCUGGUUCUGCUCUGUAAGGAGAAGCCCACAACUGCCCUUCUGGACAAGGUGGCUGACAACCUGGCCAUCCAGCUCACUACUGUAACAGAAGACAAGUAUGAAAUACUCCAGUCUGUGGAUGAUGCUGCGAUUGUGAUAAAAAACACAAAAGAGCCCCCUUUGUCCUUGACCAUCCACCUGACAUCCCCUGUUGUCAGAGAAGAAAUGGAGAAAGUAUUAGCUGGAGAAACGCUAUCAGUCAACGACCCCCCGGACGUUCUGGACAGGCAGAAAUGCCUUGCUGCCUUGGCGUCCCUCCGACACGCCAAGUGGUUCCAGGCCAGAGCCAAUGGGCUGAAGUCAUGCGUCAUUGUCAUCCGUGUCCUAAGGGACUUGUGUACCCGCGUGCCCACCUGGGGUCCCCUCAGAGGAUGGCCCCUGGAGCUGCUGUGUGAGAAAUCCAUUGGCACGGCCAACAGGCCGAUGGGUGCUGGCGAGGCCCUGCGGAGAGUGCUGGAGUGCCUGGCGUCCGGCAUCGUGAUGCCAGAUGGUUCUGGCAUUUAUGACCCUUGUGAAAAAGAAGCCACUGAUGCUAUUGGGCAUCUAGACAGACAGCAACGGGAAGAUAUCACACAGAGUGCGCAGCAUGCCCUGCGACUCGCUGCAUUUGGCCAGCUCCAUAAAGUCCUGGGGAUGGACCCCCUGCCUUCCAAGAUGCCCAAGAAACCAAAGAAUGAGAACCCAGUGGACUAUAUUGUUCAAAUUCCUCCUAGCACCACCUAUGCCAUCACACCCAUGAAACGCCCCAUGGAGGAGGAUGGGGAAGAGAAGUCCCCCAGUAAAAAGAAGAAGAAGAUCCAAAAGAAAGAAGAGAAGGCGGAGCCUCCCCAGGCAAUGAAUGCUCUGAUGAGGCUGAACCAGCUGAAGCCAGGCCUGCAGUAUAAGUUGGUCUCACAGACAGGCCCUGUCCACGCUCCUAUCUUCACUAUGUCUGUGGAGGUGGAUGGUAGUUCCUUUGAGGCCUCUGGACCAUCCAAAAAGACCGCCAAACUACACGUGGCCGUAAAGGUGUUACAGGACAUGGGCUUGCCAACAGGCGCUGAAGGCAGAGACUCAAGCAAAGGGGAGGACUCAGCUGAGGAGUCUGAUUUGAGGCCCACAGUAGUAGCUCCACCCCCUGUGGUAGAAGCUGUUUCAACCCCUAGUUCCACCUUCACUUCAGACACCACUGCUGAGGACGUCCAACAGCAGGGCCCAAUCUUGACUAAGCAUGGCAAGAACCCAGUUAUGGAGCUCAACGAGAAGAGGCGUGGCCUCAAAUAUGAGCUCAUUUCUGAGACCGGUGGCAGCCACGACAAGAGAUUUGUCAUGGAGGUUGAGGUGGAUGGACAGAAGUUUCAAGGUGCUGGUUCAAACAAAAAGGUGGCGAAGGCUUAUGCUGCCCUUGCUGCGUUGGAAAAACUUUUCCCAGAUGCCCCCCUCACCCUUGAAGCCAACAAGAAGAAAAGAACUCCAGUACCUGUCAGAGGUGGACCCAAAUUUGCUGCCAAACCACACAACCCUGGCUUUGGUAUGGGAGGCCCCAUGCACAAUGAAGUGCCUCCACCCCCUAAUCUCCGUGGCCGGGGUCGAGGGGGCAACAUCCGUGGCCGAGGGCGAGGGCGAGGAUUUGGUGGUGCCAACCAUGGAGGCUACAUGAAUGCAGGUACUGGGUAUGGCAGCUAUGGGUACGGCAGCAACUCUGCAACAGCGGGCUACAGUGACUUUUUCACAGACUGCUACGGCUAUCAUGAUUUUGGGUCUUCCUAGAGCGUCUAAAAGUAUUGCACACAAAAUCAACUUUUUACUCCAAUUUCCUCCAACUCCAAAACCCAAAGUGUCCGUGCUGUGUCCCUGUGCUUCACUGGGGUUCUCAACCGUGGCUUUCCACCGCAGCUUGUCUGAAACUCUUAGCCUGCAGACUUUAAGACAAUGGCAGUUUUUAUCCUGAAUUUGCCUUUGAACUUGGUCAUUUCGAAGUUCUUACACUAAGUGGAAAAACCCUUUUCUCAGAGAAUGUAUUUUUUUGUGCAGUCUUGCACAGAAUUCUAGAGCCAGCGUUGUUCAGCAUCAAGGCAAAAGCCCACCUUUGCUUUUUAUGGAAAGCGUUACUUUAUUUAAAGAGACAGAUAAUGAUGCAUUUGAAUCUACCUUUGUCUUAAUUUACAGCAGGUUUUGUAUGAAUUUUUAACCUUUCCACAAAUUCCCACAUCUGGUUGAUGCCUUUGACAGUAAUGAAAACUUUUCAGCACACCUGAAUCCAGAGCAAGCAACAUUUUUCUUUGUUUUUAACAAGUGUGUAAACUGCAGGACGGCGGGGAACUGUGCAUCACGCUAAGCCAACUCCUGCACCCUGUAACUAAUGCUCUGGUGGGUCCCUGUUGGGUGCAGUGAAUCUGUGACUGGUUUAGCUAGAGUGAACUCUCAAAGGUAUCAAAACUGCGCUUCCAUUACAUGCGAGAAACAAGACAGGCUUGAAGGGGGGCAGAAAAAGUGUGAAAUUUUGCAAGUCCUGAUGACAGCUGCAGAUGUGUGGACUUUGGGGUUGGUUUUUGGUUUUUACUGUGGGGCUUUAAUACUGAGUAGGAAGAGCCAGCACAUUCCAGAUUGUUUUUCCAGCAAAGAGCUGCCUUUGGUCUUGCUGAGACCUGCACUGCCAGGCAGGCUACCACAGACUCCUGGAAGCUUCUUCCUCUAUAUAAAGGUGUAAGGCCCUCAGGGCUGUUCCUGGAGACCCCUCCUGUCCAGUGAGGAGCCCCCCCGGGUCCUGUGGCUCUGGCCUCUGCCUGGUCUUCGUUGUAGACCUCCCUGUUUUGGCUUGCAAUAUUUGGCGCUUAUUCGGGCAAAAACUGGUCAAAUGGUUACUGCGUGAUUUGUUCCCAAGGUUUGAAACAUUCAGUGAAACUUUUUAAGACUUUGCAUGUGGUUUUUUUUUUCUUUGUUUGUUUGUUUGUUUUUUAAGAACCUGUUUGCGAAUAAUGUCUUUUUAUACCAGGAAAUAGUUCUCCUGAGUGAUAUUGAAAACCUCCCCUUUAUUCGUUUUUUAAAAUGAAUACAUGUUAAAGUAAUGA